Messenger RNA from Aspergillus welwitschiae, 2523 nucleotides. Its product is annotated as ankyrin. The record is from RefSeq and is a predicted model, not a curated record. The coding region runs from base 1 to 2523 and encodes 840 amino acids. NCBI's taxonomy places the organism in Eukaryota, Fungi, Ascomycota, Eurotiomycetes, Eurotiales, Aspergillaceae. Gene Ontology annotation, molecular function: protein binding. The transcript is spliced from 3 exons.
AUGGGUCUGACGGAUCUCUGCGUGGACGUGGUCCUGGAGUUCCUGGGCUAUCUCAGUCUAGAGGAACUGUUGCAGCUGAGGAUGGUUUGUCGGUAUUUGAAUGAGGUUAUUGUUGUGAACCUUCUCUACAUUACAACAGUGGACAAGCGCAUCAGCAAUCGACUCUUUGAGACUGACCGCAAGAAAUGCACCACAAGAUGUUGCUUGAGAGCCAUUAGUAUCGCCCUGACUACAUAUAAUGGUCGGGACUGGGUGCUCCAGAACUACAAGACUGCCGUGAUUCCUUGGAUAGAGUCGUGGAAUGAAGACAAAAGCUGCAUUACUUUCCUUCUGGCAGCUUGGAUGGGCUUGCAGAAUAUCAUUACAUCAGCCCUGGAUCGGGGCAUAAACGCGAAUACAAGCCAUCCUUUGCUCGGGGAUGCCUUGUUUGCUGCGGCCUACAACAACGAUAUCAAUCUUGCUAAGGAGCUUAUCCUACGUGGUGUCAAUCGAAGAAAACGAGAAGGUGCCUUCGGUGACGCUUUCCAGCUUGCAGCCUACAGAGGGUCCGAUCAGUUUGUCCACACAAUGUUGAUGGCUGAUCCGGGUUUGCGACACUACAUUACCCUUGCUACUACGCCGGGAUAUGGACCGUUUGGAAGUGCAUUCAAUGCAGCAGCAGCAGCAGGAUGUAAUCGAGUCGUGAGGAUGCUCUUAGCGCACAAUGCGACUCCUCAUAACCUUGCUCCUAUGCAGAGGAAUGCAUUGUUCCUAGCCGCAAGAAGUGGCAGAGCAAAUGUGGUCAAGUUGCUGCUCCAUUCCGGGCUGAUAGACCCCAAUGUCCCUGACUCUCAUGGCAUCUCACCCCUGUUAGCAGCCAUCCAGGAAGGCCACGAAAAAGUCGUCCGCCUUCUUCUCCAGAUCAGCGAAGUCAAAUUGAAUGACACCGGACGCACAGGCAACAUCCCAACACCACUGGUGGCCGCUGCUAGUCAGGGCAAAGCCCGUAUUGUCCGAAUGCUCUUGAAGCGCCCCGACAUCGACAUCAAUCGCUCUACGUACGGGACUUCUCCAAUAUUCGCAGCAGCAGGCAACGGACACGCAGAUAUAGUGAGCUUAUUGCAAUGCAGACCUGACAUCUCCCUUUUCACCCCCGACCAGUCUCGAUACCUCCUUAACUCAGCCGUUUCCCACGGACAGACAGACAUCGUGAGAACACUGCUAAACAACAGCCAUCACAUCGAUCCACACAUCCCAGACAGCGACGGCCGAGCAUCCCUUCACAUAGCAGUCAUCAAGAACCGCAUAGAGAUUCUGCGCCUCCUCCUCGCCUACAGCACCACAGACCCCAAUCUCACAGACAAGCAAGGCAGCACGCCUCUCAUGCUCGCCACACUCCACAACAACCAUGAAAUCAUCCACCUGCUCAUACAAGACAAUCGAACCCGCUACGACACCAGCGACAUCAGCGGCACGACACUCCUAAUGCAUGCCAUCAUCAAGAACAACGAAACCGUCUUCCACGCCGCCCUCAACCGCACCACAGACUAUCACCUCAACGCGCAAAACAAAACCGGCUCAUCAGCCCUCCACAUCGCCUGCAUCACCAACACUACCUUCGCCCUCGAAGCUCUCCUCUCCUCCACCACCAUAAACCCCAACCUCCAAAACACCCAAGGCCUCACACCCCUCCACUGCGCCAUCCUCCACAAAGCCACCCAAGCCAUCAUCUGGCUCCUCCAAACCCCAACCAUCUCUCCCCAACUCCCAGACCGCAAAGGAACAACACCAUUAUGUCUGGCAAUCGAGCAAAACAACCUCAUCGCCACAGACCUUCUCCUCUCCCAUCUCCUCGUGGACAUAAACCACCCUUCUUCUUCUGCUUCUUCUCAGAACCAUGAACCCGAAUACACACCCCUAAUCCUCACCACCAUAACCAACAACCUCCCCCUAACCCUCCUCCUCCUCGGCCACCCAACCAUCAACCCGAACCUCCCGGACAGCAACGGUGACACGCCGCUCGCCCACGCCGCCAAACACGGCCAUCUAGCCAUAGCAGAGGCCCUCCUCGCGCACACAGCAACAAACCCGCACUUGGGAGCUCAAAUAGGAGGGAUAGUAGGUACACCGCCCCUCGUCCACGCGGCGGAGAACAACCACCUGGAUAUGGUGCAAUUUCUUCUGCAAAGCGGACGGGUAUACCCCGAUGCGCCGGACAGGUACCUCCGCACGCCGCUGAUCGCUGCUGCGGAGAAGGGGCAUACGGAGGUAGUGAGGGAGUUGUUCCGGCUUGGUGGAGGGGAUGUGGAUGUUGAGCAUAUGGAUAUGAGGAGAAUGACGGCGCUGAGAGUGGCAGCGAGGAAUGGGCAUGAGGGGGUGGUGAGGUUCUUGGUUGUGGAAAUUGGGGUGAGGGUGGAUUUGGGGAGGAGGUCUGGGGUUAAAUUGGUGGAGGAAGUUAGGGAGUUGAGGCUUGAGGGAGUGGUGAGGUUGUUGGAAUCUGCGGGUGGGAAUGGUAGUGGUGGGGAGAUAUAUGAAUUCUUUUAG